UCCACAUUUGUAACUGAUGCUCUAUUUUAAUCUUGUAAUUUUAAUCUUUUUUUAAAUCACCAGCUUUCAUUAAACAACACAGACUUCAAACUUCCGCUCGAUGCUUCAAAACAAAUGUCAGCCUCCAUUACGUUAAGAAAAACAACAGCAACUCUAACUUUUCUCUGAGUCAUCCACCUGAAGCGACCAAAAGCAGCUUUAAGACACACGACCUGGACUGGGUUUGACGUUUUCUCAGAGGAGUUGCAUGAUGUAACUCAGCUCGGUUAUACCUUUAAAGAGCCCCCCCCCUCUCCGCCCCAGCCUUUACUAUCUGCGAUUGCGCGUCAGCUCUCAUUGGCUGUGCGCGAUAAUCGGUCAAGAAGAGGGCCGGGGGGACACGGGAGGGCUGCAGGACAGCAUGUUUACAACCACCUACUCUCACAAUUACUAACUCUUAGACGACUUAAAUCGUUUUUUUUUUUUAUUUGUUUUGGGUUUCCAAAGACGCGAAGCUCGCCCAGAGGGAGCCCCGUGUCGACGAUGUUUUUGUGCCGCUCCGGGAGGCUGUCGGCGGCGGCUCUGGAUCAGGCUCUCAGGUCUCCGGGUUCGUUUCUGGUCCGAGUGGAAGCCCUCGGUCGGAGGGACGUGGCCCCGGCGGUGGGGGGGCAGACGUUCCGGCUCCGGCUCCGGUUCCUCUGCGCGUCUGCAGGCCGGGCGCACCUGGGGAGACCAAAGCCGGACACCGUCCGGAGCCGGGACGCGUCGGUGGGUUUUGCAACCACAGAGCGGGCGCUCCUGGACCGGGGGGCCCCCCUGGCCGCGGGUCUGCCCCGGAAAGCGCAACCAGAGGGCGGCCAGCGCGAUAAGAUCGGGCGCCACAGCCGCAGAGACGCUGCGGAGGUGGUUUUGUUUACAGGUGACCGGGCACUUCCUAGUGGACGUUGCUUCGGUACCGUGAUGCAGACCAGAGCUUCGUCCACACAGGCUGCCGCCAAGAAGGGCGAGGAGGGGCAGACCGACAGCACCAAAGGGGACGUUCAAGAGGCCUCGACUACCUCGACCAGUGAGAAGGGCCCGGGGGACGCGCCGGGACCAGAGGGAGAAAAACCCAGCAAGGCUCAGCAGCUUAAGAAAGUUUUUAAAGAGUACGGGGCGGUCGGAGUUUGCUUUCACAUCGGGAUCUCCCUCAUGUCCCUGGGAAUGUUCUACCUCCUUAUAUCCAGUGGCAUCGACAUGGCGGCCAUCCUGUGCAAAGUGGGCUUCAGCGAGGCGGUGGUUCAGUCCAAAAUGGCCGCAGGAACCAGCACCUUCGUCCUGGCCUACGCCAUCCACAAGCUCUUCGCUCCCCUCCGCAUCAGCAUCACUCUGGUGUCGGUGCCGCUCAUCGUUCGCUAUUUAAGAAAGACUGGACUCUUUAAACCGCCCACACCCACGGCCUGAUGACUCGGCACCCCCCUCCUGCUGACUCAAAGCAACAAAAAAAACCUGAAUGGUCAUUAUUAAAAUCCCUGUAUUGAUCCUUACUCAUUUGCAUUCUGCUCAGUGCAUCUCAUCUGUUAUCUUUGCAUUGUUAAAUGUUUUCCACAUUGGUUUCUGUUCCAUCAAAUUCAGAAGGUUUGAACUGUUUCUGUGGGAUUAAAGUCUGAGGUCCUUGGUGCAACAAACCCAAAUGUGUUUAAUAUGUAUGCGUCCCAAAGGGUCAGGGUGCAGGUAAAUAUUCAUUUACAGUCUCAGUCCUGAGUUGCCAGUUCUUUUUCUAAUAAUGUGCGGGUCCCAGCGGGAGAGGAAUAAAAUAAGCUGAUAUUUCCAGCACUGCUCCCUGAGAGCUGACUCUGCCAUGUUCUGGUGUUAUGUGAGUCAGCAGAACGCUGUUCUCACCUCCCACCCCAUAACUUUCUUCUGCUCUGCUCCUCUCUUUCCUCUCUAUCUUUUUUUUUCUUUAAAUCAGAUUUCAAACCCAGUUAAAUGCGCAUUGGUCUUUGAGUGAGGUUGAUUUUUAUCGUUUCAGUGCAAAAAAAUAAAUAAAUCAAAAAGCACUUAACACAGUUAAGCCCACAGUUUUUGAAGAGGCCCCUUUUGGGGUAUUGUUGUGGUUUUCCACAAUGUUUUUGUUCACUUCAGCAUUUCUUACUGCUAAAAUUGUCGCCAUGUUUUUUUAAACUCAC
Messenger RNA from Menidia menidia (Atlantic silverside), 2147 nucleotides. Lineage: Eukaryota; Metazoa; Chordata; Actinopteri; Atheriniformes; Atherinopsidae. The record is from the annotation of a GenBank genome assembly.